AUGGAGUGGCAUGACCCCGAUUGUCGUCGAAUGGACCCUGUUCCAUUUGACAACGACCUCUGGGCGUGCCAAGCCUGCGGAACAGUUGGUCCUCUCAGGUUCUUCGCUGACUCGCUUGGCGAAUGUGCAACCCCAGAGCCUGCGAGUAACAAAGACGCGCACAAAGAGUCCAUACAGCGCUUAUCGUGGCCAGAAUGUGUCGAAUACUCUCAAGAACCAUUCGGUCAAGAUGUAGAAAAGACUUUGUGCCUCGUCAAAGCCAAUUAUCCAAAAGUGGCCACCGGAAUUACUUAUCAAGUGGGAGAAGUGAGCGAUGCUUACGGGCGAGAGAUUCUCCCUAUCAUUUAUCCCAAGUUGAUAGAGCCCUCCCAUAUCCGGCUUCUGGAGCUCUUACCGGCGCCUCGAGAAAAGGCCCUUGAAGGCCGCUUCCGGGUAGUCGACGUAGAGUAA
Molecule: messenger RNA, 450 nt
Organism: Fusarium verticillioides 7600
Lineage: Eukaryota; Fungi; Ascomycota; Sordariomycetes; Hypocreales; Nectriaceae
Exons: 2
Coding region: 1-450 (149 amino acids)
Source: RefSeq, a predicted model, not a curated record